AUGAGCUGGUUCAACGCCUCGCAGCUGUCCAGCUUCGCCAAGCAGGCGCUGUCGCAGGCCCAGAAGUCCAUCGACCGGGUGCUGGACAUCCAGGCCGAGGAGAGCCCCUGGCCCGACGCCGUCAUCCCCGACUACGGCGACGGAACAAAUUCUCUCAUAAGUGGAGGAUGGGAUACAUCUUCCUGGGGCUUAAGUUCGAAUACAGAACCACAGAAUCAGCCAAUAUCACCAACAGCAAUCACUAAGCCAGUGAGGAGGACGGUAGUAGAUGAAUCUGAAAACUUCUUCAGUGCCUUUCUCUCUCCGACAGACGUUCAGAGUAUACAGAAAAAUCCAGUGGUGUCCAAACCUCCAGCCAAAUCACAGCAUCCCAAAGAGGAGGUGAAAAGCACUUUAAAGGAGUCUCAACACCCCAGUCAGCUGGAAGUACCAGAGACAACAGAGGCAGAAGUGAAGGAUUCCUCUGUACCUGGCCUGGUGGACUUGAAAAACCUCGAUAUUCCCAUGGAGAAACUAGAAGAGAAUUCUGUGCUUAAAUCUAAUACCAAGCCUAAAGAAAGCACAAAUGAAGUUACUGACAAAAAGGUGUCUGCUCUAAAUUUGGAAGUACCUGGAGAUGCUCUUAAUGAAAAAUCCAGUGUAGGAGGGGAUGGGACGGGAGGUGCACCGGAUAGCACUUCGCAGCCUCUUAAUGCAGGUACAAAAGACAUGGGUUUGGAAACUAAGGAGCGAAAGACUGAGGACAGGCAGAGCAAUACACCAUCACCUCCAAUUAGCACUUUCUCCUCGGGGACAUCCACAACUAGUGAUAUUGAAGUUCUGGACCAUGAAAGUGUAAUAAGUGAGAGCUCAGUAAGUUCAAGACAAGAAGCUGCAGAUUCAAAAUCCAGUCUUCAUCUAAUGCAAACAUCAUUUCAGCUUUUAUCUACAUCUGCCUGUGCAGAUUAUAAUCGUUUAGAUGACUUUCAAAAAAUGACCGAGAGCUGCUGCUCUUCUGAUGCUUUUGAAAGAAUUGAUUCAUUUAGCGUACAGUCUUUAGAUAGUAGAAGUGUAAGCGAAAUAAAUUCAGAUGAUGAGUUACCAGGCAGGGCUUCUGCGUCAGCAUCUGUCGCUGUCAGUCCUUCUGCGCCAAAGACAGAAACGGUUGAUGCCCUUAAAAAUAAAUCUGAAAACUUGAAUGACACUCCUGUUUUACAUGCUGAGGAAGCAGAGAUGGAAGAGAGUGGGAGAAGCGCGACCCCUGUUAAUUCUGAGCAGCCAGAUGUUUUGGUUGCUACUGCGCAAACUGUUGAAGAACAGAUUGUGAAAGAGGAGACUGAGCCACAGCAGGAUGCUGUUGAAAAAUUGUUAGAAGACGACGCUGAAAAGCAAGACCUUAAAAAGGUAACUAUGAUUGAUUCAUUAACUGAGAAACUGGAGAAGAGGGAAAUACAGUUAUUAAGUACUAGUAAAGAAAAGGCGCGCCUGGAAGAAGCUUAUGAUAACCUAAAAGAUGAAAUGUUUAGAAUGAAAGAAGAGAGCAGUAGCCUUUCAUCUCUUAAAGAGGAGUUUGCGCAGCGAAUUGCGGAUGCUGAAAAGAAGCUCCAGCUAGCCUGCAAAGAAAGAGAUGCAGCUAAAAAGGAAGUAAAGACUGUUAAAGAAGAACUGGCUACUAGACUUAAUACUAAUGAAACUGCUGAAUUACUGAAAGAAAAAGAAGAGCAAAUCAAAGGAUUAAUGGAGGAAGGAGAAAAGCUUUCCAAACAGCAGCUGCAUAAUUCCAACAUUAUUAAGAAAUUAAGAGCCAAGGAGAAAGAAAGAGAAAAUAUUAACACAAAACAGAACAAAAAGAUUAAGGAAUUGGAAGAGGAGUUGCAGCAUUUAAAACAGGUGCUUGAUGGCAAGGAAGACCUUGAGAAGCAGCAUCGAGACAGCAUUAAACAACUGAACAGUGUUGUAGAGCGACAAGAAAAGGAUCUUGCUAAACUUCAGGCAGAAGUGGAAGACCUUGAAGAACGAAACAGAAGUGUCCAGGCAGCACUUGACAGUGCAUACAAGGAACUUGCAGAUCUUCAUAAAGCUAAUGCUACAAAGGACAGCGAGGCACAAGAAGCAGCCCUAAGUCGGGAAAUGAAGGCAAAAGAAGAGCUUGGGUUAGCUCUGGAGAAGGCCCAGGAUGAGGCACGGCAGCAACAAGAAGCCUUGGCAAUUCAGGUGGCAGACCUGAGGCUAGCGCUGCAACGUGCAGAACAGCAGGCAGCAAGAAAAGAAGACUAUUUACGCCAGGAAAUAAGUGAACUACAACAGAGACUCCAAGAAGCAGAGAGCCGGAACCAGGAACUAAGUCAAAGUGUUACAUCUGCUACACGGCCACUUCUCCGGCAGAUAGAAAAUCUGCAAGCCACACUGGGAGCGCAGACCUCUGCGUGGGAAAAAUUGGAAAAGAACCUUUCUGACAGACUUGGUGAAUCUCAAACUCUUUUAGCAGCAGCUGCUGAGCGAGAACGGGCUGCUACAGAAGAACUUCUUUCUAAUAAAAUUCAGAUGUCUUCUACUGAAUCUCAGAAUAGUCUUUUAAGGCAAGAAAAUACACGCCUUCAGGCUCAGCUAGAAGUGGAGAGAAACAGAUUGAAGAAAAUGGAAAAUGAAAACAGUAGGUAUGAGGUUGAACUAGAAGGGCUCAAAGAUGAGUAUGCAAAAACCUUGGAAGACGCAAAGAAAGAAAAGACACUGCUAGCUACUCAGUUAGAAAUGGAGAAGAUGAAAGUUGAACAGGAAAGAAAGAAGGCAAUUUUCGUGCAAGAAGCAGCAAAGGAAAAGGAUCGGAAGUCAUUUACGGUUGAAACUGUUUCAAGUACUCCAACUAUGUCACGCUCUAGUUCCAUAAGUGGAGUUGACAUGGCAGGUCUUCAGACAUCUUUCCUCUCACAGGAUGAUCCUCAUGAUCACUCAUUUGGGCCGAUAGCUACUAGUGGGAGCAAUCUUUAUGAUGCUAUAAGGAUGGGAGCAGGUUCAAGUAUAAUUGAAAACCUUCAAUCACAGCUAAAACUAAGAGAAGGAGAGAUUUCACAUUUGCAGCUGGAAAUUGGAAACCUUGAGAAAACUCGAUCAAUAAUGGCAGAAGAACUGGUUAAAUUAACAAAUCAAAACGAUGAACUUGAAGAAAAAGUGAAGGAAAUACCAAAAUUACGUGCACAGUUAAAGGAUUUGGAUCAAAGAUACAAUACAAUUCUUCAGAUGUAUGGAGAGAAAGCAGAGGAAGCUGAAGAACUCCGACUGGAUCUCGAAGAUGUGAAAAACAUGUACAAGACUCAGAUAGAUGAACUUUUAAAACAAAGACAAAAUUAAUUCCUGCUGGAACUCUUAACAUUAUAUGAUAACAGAUUGUAAAGAUAAUUGUUUAUGUAAAUGCUAAAUUUAAAUGUCUUGUAAAAAAAAUAACUGUAUUAUAGAAAGUGUGACUAUAUAAUAGAUUUCAUAUGUUGGCAAAAAAAAUCAAUGCUUUAAGUGUCUUGUA
Messenger RNA from Gavia stellata (red-throated loon), 3496 nucleotides. It is a transcript of the gene TMF1, whose product is annotated as TATA element modulatory factor 1. The record is from RefSeq and is a predicted model, not a curated record. Gene Ontology annotation, cellular component: endoplasmic reticulum; Golgi apparatus. The coding region runs from base 1 to 3327 and encodes 1108 amino acids. The transcript has 17 exons. NCBI's taxonomy places the organism in Eukaryota, Metazoa, Chordata, Aves, Gaviiformes, Gaviidae.